UUCUCGUCUCAUUCUUCACACGGACAAGCAAGAAGAAGAAGCACAGGCAGUCUCUUGGCACGCAAUUUGACUCAAAAGUAUUAUUAGUUUCUCUUCACUUUAAUCAGCCAUCACGUAUCCGUUUUGCCCCUUUUCGUGUUCGCAGUCGAGCAGUAUGGCAACGCGUCGUGCGAAGCAUGCGGGAAGUUGGUAUUCAUAUAACGCGCGUGAGUUGAAUGAGCAGCUUCAAGGAUGGUUGUCCGAUGUGAACACAGUUUAUGGACCUGCUAGAGCAAUCAUUGCCCCGCAUGCUGGAUAUGUUUAUUGUGGUUCUUGUGGUGCCUAUGCUUACAAACAAGUUGACCCAGCUAGAGUGAAGCGUGUUUUUAUUCUUGGUCCAUCUCACCAUGUUAACUUAAAUGGUUGUGAUUUGACUGGUUGUUCUUAUUACUCUACACCUUUUUAUGAUUUAGAAGUAGACAAAGCAGUUAAUGAUGAGUUAUGGAGAACAGGACAUUUUGAUAGAAUGACUAAAUCUACAGAUGAAAAUGAACAUAGCAUAGAACUGCAUCUUCCUUAUAUAGCCAAGGUUAUGGAAAGUAAAAGAGAUCAAUUUACUAUUGUACCAGUUCUUGUUGGUACACUGUCUCCAGAGAAAGAAAGAAUAUAUGGAGAGAUAUUCAGUAAAUAUUUACUUAAUCCAGAGAACUUAUUUGUAAUAUCUUCAGAUUUCUGUCAUUGGGGAAAGAGAUUUCGUUACCAUUACAGAGACUCCAAAUAUCAUCACAUUUAUCAGUCUAUUGAAGCUUUAGAUAGAAAGGGUAUGGAUCACAUUGAACGGCUUGAUGCUGCUGGUUUUUCAAGUUACAUUGAAAAAUAUUCCAACACAAUAUGUGGACGUUAUCCUAUUGGUGUCUUUUUGAGUACCAUUCGAGAGUUAAAAAAACUGAAUGGCUUAACUCCAAAAAUGUCAUUCAACUUUUUGAAGUACUCCCAGUCCAAUCAGUGUAUGACAACUGAUGAUACUUCUGUUAGUUAUGCUGCUGGUGUCCUGCUAAUGUCAUAGACUUAGAAAUAAUAGUUAAAAUAUUUUACUGAAAUUUAACCUUGCUUUCUGCUUGAAUCAUAAUAUUCUUUUUCAUUUUAUUAUGAAAACUAUUGUUUGGUGUCUUUACUGUCAAGGGAAUUUUUGACAGUUGAUAUUGCAUACUUUUAAUAAAUUUGCUAAUUUAUUAUCAAAAAAGAUAAUUUUGUAUAUUUUCAAAGUAUUGUAUUUUGCCAGUAAUUUGCGCUUAUAGGGCUGUGCYUCACAUUUAAGACAAUGUUAGAAAAUUGAACUUCUGCUAAAGUUUUUAGUUGCUUUCAAUUGCCAUGGUACAUGCAAAAGCAUUAUCACUGGGUUGAAUAAUGACUGUAUUUUUAGCAUUGAUUGAUAGCUUGCUAAUUAAAUUCACUGAAAAUUUCAUUAAAAAAAAUUGUGAAAAA
Messenger RNA from Exaiptasia diaphana, 1464 nucleotides. Its product is annotated as protein MEMO1. The transcript is spliced from 9 exons. The record is from RefSeq and is a predicted model, not a curated record. NCBI's taxonomy places the organism in Eukaryota, Metazoa, Cnidaria, Anthozoa, Actiniaria, Aiptasiidae. The coding region runs from base 155 to 1045 and encodes 296 amino acids.